This is a messenger RNA of Colletes gigas, 4183 nucleotides long. RefSeq lists its product as uncharacterized. Gene Ontology annotation, cellular component: extracellular region. The record is from RefSeq and is a predicted model, not a curated record. The coding region runs from base 47 to 3430 and encodes 1127 amino acids. Lineage: Eukaryota; Metazoa; Arthropoda; Insecta; Hymenoptera; Colletidae. The transcript has 5 exons. Gene Ontology annotation, molecular function: chitin binding.
UUCGGCGUCGAACAGCUUCUCGGUUACUCAUGCAACGUGCAACAAAAUGCCGAUCAGCCUCCGUACACUGUGUCUCGUGACACUGGUCUUGUGCAAUAUUCACGGCAGUCUUGAACAUGAAAUUCCAAGGAGGAGCUUCCUGUCGCGAAGAGCCAUCGACGGUACCAGAGGAAGGAAAUACUUCGAUCCGGAAGAAGAAGGAGCCUUUGACAGUUAUGGAUCUGCCGGUGGCCAGUACGAUCCUUACGAAGAGAGAACAGACUUGUCGGACAUAAGGAGGAACGUGCCAGGAGAGCCAGGCGUCGAUUAUCCUGCGUAUACGACGCUGCCUCAGACAGGAUUCACGUGCGAAGGACGUUCACGAGGUUACUACGCGGACGAGGUGGCGGGAUGCCAAGUGUUCCACGUCUGCCACGACGUGCUGGUUUCCUCGUUCCUCUGCCCCAUAGGGUCUAUCUUCAGCCAGAAGUUGCUCACCUGCGACUGGUGGACGAAGGUGGACUGUUCGUCCAGCGAGAAGUACAUCGACGUGAAUCGAAACAGCUAUCAGCAGGACGACGACGAGAUGAUUCGCAACGCCUACGCCAUGAUCAGUCUCCAGUCGGGAACAGACGUGACCAAGGAUGGUCUGGUGGAUCCGGACAGAACAGGAAGCGUGGUGGACUAUCAGCGGGGAACAGGAACAGGAAGGGUUCCCGAUUACUCGUCGGUGGACUCGACUGGAAACGACUUGAGAAGCAACUUCGAGGAUUACCCGAGACCAGUCCACGAUUUUCUGCCGCCUUAUCAGUUCAAGGAGAGGAAACAGGAGACCAGUCGAAACUACCAGGAGAGAUUCUAUCCCCAGGAGAAGUCACGAUCACCUUACCAGGAUUCACCGAUCAUACGCGUGCAGACGCUGAACGAUCCUGGCCACGGGACUCACCAACAGAGGACCAGAGACUUCCAAGACAGCUAUCGAAGACCCAACGAGUUCAACGAUCAGUUUCAGCCCUCCUACGCGCCCACUGUGCCCACUGUUACCACCACCACGAGAAGGUUCUACUCGCCUACGGUGCCCACCACCUACAGACCGUCGACUUUGGCCUACAAUAAGCUGGACCAAGUCAUAGACAGCUCGGACUACUUCUUCUCCCACAGCGGGACCAAGAGUUACGUCACUCCGCCGACCAGGAUAUUCCCUAACGACCAGCAAGCUUCGAAGAAGACCAAUCCUGCGAGGAAAGCGAACAGGGAGGAUUACGAUCGACCACAGAGCUACCAGGAUGAUUACACGGAUCUAACCAGCGAAGAGGAGAGGAGAGAUAGCCCGCGAGAGAGAUUCCAAGUGAGAGUCGCUGAGGAUCUUCGAUUCAAUAGAUCGAAUUUGCAGAACGAUAACAGCCCAUCGUUCGAGGAAGCUUACCAAGGGUUCCAGGGCGAUGAAAAUGUGGACGAUAUCGAAACGAGAGGCAGCAUAGGCUUGGGGCACGCGCUGCGUCAACCGUUCAGGGGGAUUUCCGUUCAGGAGCAGAAUCCUGUGGAGGACAAAGCCAAAGGAGCUGCGUUCAACGCAUCGUUCGAUGCUCACGAUAGAAAAGAUUAUCAGUAUAUCACAGGAAGACCGGUAUCAAACGUGGAAACGACGACCCAACAAUACCAAAGAGACGAUCAAAGACGUUCGGAGACCUUUGUGCCGACCACGACUCCUUCCUACAUCGAGAGCACCAUAAGAGUGAGCACCAUAGACUCGAGUUCGAAUUUCGACCAAACAAAGACUCACCCCUCGCUGAUAAACGCAUCGAGUAAUUUGAAAAAUCAUUCAGAGUCGUUCGAACUUCCGAGAAUUUUGAAAACUUCGGAAACAACUCGCAGCAAGUUCCAGAUUAAAGUGCCAGAAUUGUCCGAAGUGUCUAGUCUAUCGAUUCGUUACUCGUCUCACGCUGGAACGAGGACCACAGAGUUACCAGGGUUCCAGAAGGACUAUACUGAUCAGUCAACUGCCUACGACGAGAACAUAGGAGUUACCAGUAACUAUGAUAACUCUGGCUCUCGUUAUUACUCCACCAUAAAAGCUGAUAGUUUGCAACCGGAGGUUCCAAGAGUUUCUUCGACAAUAGCGUCCGAGUCCUCUGGAUUAGGACUGUCGUUUGCAUCCAAAAAUAAAACUAAAGAGAUUAUCGAUGAUUUUACUGUCAGAGACUCUGUCGAAGCUCCCAGCUCGAAAGUACCUUGCUUCGAUCAAACUGGAGAACCCUGCAACACGACCAAACUUGAGAAAACGAUGAAAGUGACGACAGUGUCUUCGAGUUCUUCCUAUUCCGUAGGCAAUUUUGACGAAAUUCCGACACAAAGGCUGCACAAGCAGACUCCAGUGUCGCUUUUGGAAUCGGUUUCGAAGCCCGUUGCGCAAAGAAGCGUGGAGAAAUCAACAGGGAAAUUGGAAACAGUGGAUAAAGGGGAUCUCGUUGAAAGUUCGACAGCAAAUGCUUUGUUGAGGUCGAUCCAGCCGAAAACUGUUAAGGAAAUCGAGGAAGCCAUCGACAGGAACAAUUCCUCCUAUCAAGUAACGUUAACGUUGAACAAAGACGAGGAAUUGGUGCCCAUCGAGGAGGACUUGAUCGAUAAAUUGAUCUCCCAACAAGACAAAACAGCACACGAGCUGAAAAUAAUUAAAUCCGUCGAGCCAGAGAUUCCAACUACUACUUCAAACGCUUUGGACGUCAAAGAUCGGUUAAACAUCGAAAAUAAUUUCACGGACGACUCGAAAAAGCAGAAUUUCAACAGCGUGAGUCUCCUUCAAUUGAUGUCCGAGUUGCUGAGACUGGAUCGUGCUCCUCGACCCUUUUCCUUGGAUGCUCAGAGACCAGAACUGAAAACGAUCGCCAAAGAAGUAAAGUCCACCACGCAGCUUCGAGACUUAAGCAGAUCUCAAGAGACCUCGACAGAGUCUGGGAACAAGAGUUCGGUGAUCCCACUGCCUCUGUUGAAGAAACAGAUCCUAGGUCAGUUGAUGCAGAACUUUGGAGAACCUAUUUACAGGGCAGAUCGACAGCUCGUGUUCGAUCUGCCCAAAGAGGAAAGGUCCCUCGAUUUUCAAACUGGCCUCCCUCUUAAGAGUUCUAAUAGAAACGACGAGUCGAGCAGCGGCUUCGAAGUCGAGACUUCGUCGACUGCUAAAACGUUUCCUACAACGAGCAACGAAGUGACCACGACGACGACACCUGUGCCAAGAACUGUUACGACGGAUUCUACGAAGACUGUUGUGAAAACUGAGUUGGUUCCGUCGAUCGGGUUCUCGUUAAACACGGACGAGGGACGCGAGGAAUACGUGGAGGCUGUUCUGGGAGGUCUGAUCGAACCGGAACCCGCGGAAAGCGAGAAGAAGGAGACGAUCGUUUCAGGAAAAGUCGAGGAACAAACAAAGAACGAAACCUCAGUGACAGUUUAGAGUACUGCUGGUUUACACGAGGAUCGACCAGAUGGGCCUUAGUUUUAGAAUGAAAUCUGUGAUGUCGUGCUGUUUUAUGUUUUAGACUUCUGGGACCGUCCAUUCUUUCCUUUUGUGUUAAUCGUAUUCGCGUAGUUUAUUCAGUUUAAUCCACGAUCGUGUAAUGUUUGUAUAUUUUACGCUUAUCGAAAAUUAUGGGAAUUAGUUAUUUUUUUAAGGAAUUUCUCCACGUUUUGAAAUUGUAAUAAAUUGAUAACAUUCAGAGAUUGAAAGAGAUUCUUCUAUUUAAACGUACAUAAAAGUUAUGAUAUUUUCCGUCCUACGUUAACAAUUUACUAAUAAUCUAUUACCAGAAAGUAAUCAUUGUGUUAUGCAUUUGGAAACCACGCAGGAAAUUUCCAAUUGUAAUUGAGAAUAUUAACAUAUAGUAUAAUAGAACGCAUAUAAAGUUUACAUAACUUUACGAUAGUGUUAGAAUAGAGUUACGCUAUAUGUGACUGUAUACGCGUAGAAUAAUAAAUAAACAGAUAUCGUCGAUAGAAUAGGUAAUUGAUCUUUAAAGGCAAAUUAAUCAGAUAUCAUUAGCGUUCGAUUAAUUUUAUUCCUACCAAUGACAAGGAACAGGGUCUCAAUAUUAAAACCGAAAGCAAUGGAUUCGUAGAUGUGUGUGUAUACUUAAAUGUAUGUACGAGUGUGCAAGAGGGAAUGGCAACUAGGUAGUUAUGAAAAUGUACCUUAUGUAAUCCAAUACAU